CUUGUCGAGAUAAUCUUCCCAUCAGUUCUAUAAGUUCAUUUGAUUGAUCUAGCUGGGAUACGGUACCAUCGCCCGUUAAUUCCAAAAGCCAUGCCGACGGCCAGCGGCAAGCUGCUGCGGUCCGCCUCGGCCAUUGUGGGAAGCACGGAGAGCGGACAGCACCUGCUCGAGAUCAGCGGCUACUCCGUCGUCAAGGACGCCGUCGCCACCGGCAGCUGCGUCCAGUCUCGGCAUUUCCACGUCGGCGGCCAUGACUGGUACAUCCUCUACUACCCCAACGGCUUCAACUCGGUCGUCUCCGAUUGCAUAUCCAUCUACCUCGCCUAUGGAGGCAACCCUUCCUACCAAGGCUACUACUACUAUCACAGCGGCCCAGCCGUGAGAGCUGAGCUCACUCUGAGCUUGCUCGACCAGGCCGGCGAGCCGGCGGCGUCCUACACCUACCGGCAUGGGGUGCAAGCUUUCCAUGGCCACGGCAGCCAGCAGGGGUCGCCGCGUUUCGUCCAGAAGGCCGUGCUGGAGAGAUCGGAGUACCUCCGGGACAACCGCUUCACGGUCAGGUGCGACGUCACGGUCGUCAAGAAUCCGGAGGCGAAGGAUGUCGUCGCCGGCGGCAGGGUGACCCCGCCGCCACCGUCGGACCUGGCCCAGCACCUCGGCGGCCUCCUCGCCACCGGCGUCGCCGCCGACGUGGCGUUCGAGGUCGACGGCAGGGCGUUCAUGGCGCACAGGAACGUGCUCGCGGUACGGUCCCCGGUCUUCCACGCAGAGCUCUUCGCCGCAGCGGACGAGGACCAUGCCGCAGCUGGCGCCGGCGCCGGUGCCGGUGUCACUGUACGCAUCAUCGACGACAUGGAGGCACAAGACUUCGAGGCGCUGCUCCACUUCGUCUACACCGACUCGUUGCCGGAGAAGAUGGAAGGAGGGGACAUGGCGGCGAUGCUCCCGGACCUGGUCGCGGCGGCGAGGAGGUACAAGAUGGAGAGGCUGAGGCUGGUAUGCGAGGACAAGCUAUGCGAGCACGUCAACGUGAGAACCGUGGCGGCCAUGCUGGCGUUCGCCGGGGAGCACCACUGCCACGAGCUUGAGAAGAAGUGCUUGCAGCUCCUCGACGAUCCGGCAAACCUGAGGAAAAUCGUGGAGACGGAUGGGCUCGAGCAUCUGACAAGAAGCUACCCUCUUGUCCUGAGGGAUCUAAUUGCCAAGUUCGCUACAAAACCGUAG
Molecule: messenger RNA, 1224 nt
Organism: Oryza brachyantha (malo sina)
Lineage: Eukaryota; Viridiplantae; Streptophyta; Magnoliopsida; Poales; Poaceae
Product: BTB/POZ and MATH domain-containing protein 2-like
Exons: 2
Coding region: 91-1224 (377 amino acids)
Biological process (GO): protein ubiquitination
Molecular function (GO): protein binding
Source: RefSeq, a predicted model, not a curated record